CUCACGUACACACACACACACACACACACACACUCAUGCAAGAGCACGAUCUCUCCGUCUGUGUGUCUGUGUGCUGCGAGUGGUGCAGAGGACGACGGAGGAGGAUCCUUUACGCGGGACCCAGCACCACUCACCAGACCGCUGGAUGUAACCUGACCCCGUGUCCCGGGCCUUUGCAUGGCUGGGGAGAAGCAGACGGUUUUUCCUUCCUCCUCCCGGCAGGGUGGGGCGGGUGGCUUUCUUUUUGUGGGUUAGUCGUGUCGCGACUGUGUCUGUUCCAGGAUGGAAGGAAGGAAGGAGAGAAGGUUUGGCUAGUGGCUGGAGAGGGACAGAGGCAAGAGGGUAAUCUCCUCAAAACAGGAGCAUGACCAUGGGAGAUAUGAAGACGCCAGACUUUGAUGACCUGCUGGCGGCCUUCGACAUCCCCGACAUGGUGGAUCCUAAAGCCGCUAUUGAAUCAGGGUCCCACGAUGACCAUGUUGACCAUGAUGGACGACUCAAGCAUCUCAGUGGUGGGGUGACUAGUGGUGAAGACGAGUCCCACGACCCCUCAACAGGACUUGACGUUGGCAUCAGUGUCAUCGUCAAGAACAUCCGAAAGGCAGACACUAGGGAGCAUGGUGGAACCAUAUCAGAGGAUGGGCAUUUCCAUCCCCAAUCCCCUUCUGUUGACAUUGGCAAUGGACUUCAUCAUAGCUUCUUGGCCACAAUACAUCUAGAUACUCAAUGCACCAGAAAUGGAUGGAACACUCCCAUUCAGGAAGCACAGUCUGUUAAUAACCAUUCACCAACCUUCAAUCAAUUCAGCCCCAUCUCCAGCGCUGAAGAGUUUGAUGAUGAUGAUGAUACAAUUGAGGUUGAUGACCCUAUGGACAAGCAGGGAUGCCAGUCAACCUUUAUAUGCACUACUAAGACAGAGGAGCAGCAUCCCAAAUCUCCUGCAUCAUUAGACAAUGCUUCUAAGCCCACAGCAAACAGAGACCGAAAACCUGUUCAACACAAGGACACCGAUGGAACUCUAGGAUGUUUCCAGUCUAGCAAGCUCCCUCAAUCAAGUUUACCUGAGGGGGAAAUACUGAAAAGAAUCCUCAAGUCUCAAGAUCAGGAGUGCAUGGAGACUGGAGAGCCAAUGGGGCUCAUCGAUGAGUCCAGUAUGUCUCAAGUCACAGCCAAGACGUCUGCAAAACUUUCAUCUUGUAUAGCAGCCAUAGUAGCUCUCAGUGCCAAAAAGGCUGACCCUACAGAUGUAGGCGUUUCAUAUUCUCCUCCAACACAGAACGAAUCCAGCCCUGCCGAUCCAAAUCCCAGAGCUGUAGAGAAACCACAUGAGCAGGAGUCAGCCCUCGAGUUUGCAAAAAGGCUGCUAACAAGACAACCAGACAGUCCCUCCAGUGUCAUCAGCGAGGGUAGCAGCAAAGGUUCCCCUGCCUCAAGCACGGACACCACCCCAGUCAUCCCAAAAGUCAGGAUCAAAACAAUCAAGACAUCAUCCGGGCAGAUCAAGCGUAUGGUCACCCGAGUUGCAUCGGAGUUCGGUCCUGAAGGCCUGAAAAGAAGAGAGAGUCGUGUUUCUGUCAUGGAAACCACCAGCGCAAUGUUCUCAUCUCCCACAAUGCCCUCUCUGCCAAUCACCGUAUUAGCCACCACUGGAGGCCCUUCAAUUGAAAUAACCAAGAAGAUGACUAUUAAACCUGUGGCGACGGCUUUCCUGCCCGUCUCCGCAGUCAAGGCAGCUGGUUCCAAAAUCAUCAAACUGAAACUCGCCAACAAUACCACAGUUAAAGCAACGGUCAUCCCCGCUGCAUCAAUGCAAAGUGCCAGCAGUGCCAUCUUAAAAGCUGCUCAUGCCAUGCAGCAACAGACAGUCAUGGUACCUGCCUCCCGUCUGGCGAAUGCCAAAUGUGUGCCAAAGAUGGUGCAACUUAGGAAGCUGAAUUUUCUGCCUCAGAUUGUAUCUUCUGCUGUCAGUGAUCUCAAAAAGGCCCUGUCCUCCUCCAAACAACCACAGCAGAUGAAACAGCACACAAUACUCGCUGGCCGGGCCACAAAGAAAGUCUCUCGGAUUCAAGUGUUCAACAGCUCUCAAAGCUCCGUCGUGGACGCCUUCAACAAAGUCCUGAGUAGCAUCAAUCCUGUCCCCGUGUACGUACCAAACCUCUCUCCACCAACCUCGGCUUGUAUCUCUCUCCCCUCACGUGGCUACAAGUGCCUGGAGUGUGGAGAUUCGUUUGCUCUCGAGAAGAGCCUGGCGCAUCACUUCGAGCGUCGCAGUGUGCGGAUCGAGGUCACCUGCAACCACUGCGCCGAAAGCCUUUUGUUCUACAACAAAUGCAGCCUCUUGUCUCAUGCCAGGGGCCACAAGGACAAAGGGGCCAUCAUGCAGUGUUCACAUCUAAUCCUAAAACCCAUCCCCGCAGAUCAGAUGAUAACCACAUCACCCUCUCCAGACCCACCCAACAUCACAAGCGCCACCUCGACCUCCCAACCACAAGCAGCCACCCAAAUCCCAGGGAGAGUCGCUGGUUCUGGAUCCCAAAGUACGGUGAUUUCAGCUCCAUGCAGUGCUCCUCUGGUUGCAGCCAUGCCCUUGGAGGAUGAUGCGCCGAAGAUCUGCAGGCACAACCUCAAGUGCUUGGAGUGUAACAAAAUGUUCCAGGAUGCCAGCUUGCUUGCUUUGCACCACCAACAGGCACAAGAUUCCAGCGGGCAGAAAACAUGCACCAUCUGCCAAAUGCUUCUACCAAAUCAGUGCAGCUUUCUGUCACACCAGCGGAUCCACCAGCACAAGUCUCCUUACAUCUGCCCCGAGUGUGGGGCCAGCUGCCGCUCUGUCCAUUUCCAAUCACAUGUCACAAAGAACUGCCUGCAUUACACCCGUAGAGUCGGCUACCGCUGUAUCCACUGCAGUGUGGUCUUUGCUGAUGCUGCAACCGUAAAAUCCCACAUCCAGAGUUCUCACUGUGAGCUCUUCUAUAAAUGUCCUCUCUGCCCGAUGGCUUUCAAGUCUGCACCUGGAACACACUCGCAUGUGAACACACAGCAUCCAGGAAUGAAGACCGGAGAGCCCAAGUUGAUCUACAAGUGUUCCAUGUGUGAUACCGUGUUCACUCUGCAGUCCCUGCUCCACUCGCAUUUCGACCAGCACAUCGUGAAUUGGAAAGUUCCCGUGUUCAAAUGCCCCGACUGCUCCGCUCACUACGCACAGAAGCAGCUCAUGUUGGACCACAUCAAGGCCAUCCACGGGACCCUGAAGACCAUCGAAGGUCCACCAAACUUGGGCAUCAACCUUCCUCUCAGCACCAAGCCCACUAACUCCAAUAGCACCAACAGCCCCAGUAAGAAUAAUAACAACAAAGAUGGAGGAAGUGACAAAGGUCAAGACCAGGGAGAAAAGAAGCCUUCGCCUCUAAAGAAAGCCAACAGCAACGGCUCAGUGGCCCUCAAGAACCCGCCGAGCUCCGGAUACACAUGUGGGGACUGCAGCAGUCUGCUGGGCUCCAGGGAGGUGUUUGUGGCUCACAUGAGGCGCCAACAUGGAAAGAUACUGAAGAAACACCCAUGUCGGCAGUGCGAGAAGUCCUUCAGCUCCUCCCACAGUCUGUGCAGACACAACCGCCUGAAACACAAGGGACAGCGGAAGGUCUACAGCUGCCCGCACUGUCCAGCUCUCAGACCGCCGUUCACUAAAAGAGUGCUGCUGGAUCAGCACAUCCGUUUGAUGCAUGGAGUCAAGGACCCAGGUGGGAAGCCUGUGAACUCCGAUCACAUGGAGGCGCCCCCUGACAAGGACACGACCCUCAGCCCCAAGAGGAAGCAAGCAGAGGAAGAAGGGUCUCCGGGCCUGAACUCCAGGGGCACCGACUCGCAGCCGUUGAAGAGGCUCAAGGUGAACAUCCUCAAAGUCCACAAGUGUGCCGUCUGCGGCUUCGCCACCGAGGACACCGCGGCUUUCCACGAGCACAUUCCCCAGCACAAGUCCGACGGCUCGUCCCACCAGUGUCCGGAGUGCGGCCCGUGCUUCACCUCCCGCCGCUCGCUGUCCCGACACCUCUUCAUCGUCCACCGGCUGAAGGAGCCGCAGGGCCUCGGCCGCUACGCCGGAAGGGGCAAGGACGACGACGAGAGUCGGCGGGAGAACCAGCUGGACGUUGCAGACGGGACACCGAGUACCAAAUGCAAAGUGUGCGGGAGUAUGUUUGAAACCGAGGGGAACCUGAACACUCACAUGAGGACUCACGGGAUGGCGUUCAUAAAGUCCAAGAGACUGAGCGUGGCGGACAAGUGACGCGUUGAAAGGGGAUUGUUAAAGCAUCCGAGAUUCACUGUAUUACGUUGUAUAUAUUAUGAACAUGUAAGGUACGAUACAAGAAUAGAAUAUAUGUACACACAUAUGUAAUAUAUGUCAAAGUCACUUUAUGCAUCUUUAAGAAAGUUGAACAAGAUCGGUCGAUAUUUUCUAGGCUUUGAAUAGAUUUCUUUUUUAUUUUUAAAAGAGUUUCUAGGGGGCUGGAUAGUGUAUGGAUAAAUGUUGUAAUGGGAUUAAUCCUCAUGCAGUCGGCAGUGUUCUGGAUUUUCUAUGUUAGUUUCAAACGGAUGUCUAAAAAAACACACGUAUAAAAUGUUUGGCAGCUUCAGGUUCACUUCACUUAAAAGUUGAGAAGAAGAUCAGCGUCAAACUUUUUGGUUUUAGGAAAACUAAUAUUUCUCUCUGAGCACUCCUCAACUUCUACAAUAAACUCUCAAACUUUUGAUUCAAUUGAAAUGAUAUGAAAUAUAGGAAGAUUUCAAAUUAAGAUAAUUUACAUAUCAACGUCAGAAAUAGGAAAGAAACACAUCCGUGGGCCAAAUUUGCAAAGCUUUGAAAUUAAUAUUUUGUAAAAGACUAUCUUACUUGUUAUGAUGUUACAUUCCUGACUUAAUAUAUAUAUAUAAAUAUAUAACUAUAUAAAUGGCAGCUAUUUAUGAUGAUAGGUCACGGAAAAAAGGGGAAAAAAAGGUGUAUUUACCGGAUUAUUUAAAAGUUCACUUCUUUACAUCAUAACUAUGACAUAUCUGUCUGGUUACUUCAGUUUUGGGUUCUUUUGUUUACGUGGUGAAUCAUAACGAAUCAUAACUGGCUGCGACUCUGAACUAAGUAUACAAGACAACCGGUUAAAUUAAAUAACGAUAACUGAAAGUUGUGCGAACCUCAACCUUGUUCUCUGUUACCUUCCUUGUUCUAAGGAUUUCCAAAAAGUAAUUUUUCUACUCUGACAAUGCAAUUUAAAGUGUCCGACGCUGUAGAGCCGCAUGAGAGACGCCGUCGUGAAUCGUUUGUUGAUUAGAAUUUAUCUGGCUGCUGUUUUUAGACUUCUCUGAUGCUCGUGUACAAAGCUGUUCUUUAUGUCAAUAAAUGAUCAAACCUG
This is a messenger RNA of Pseudoliparis swirei, 5405 nucleotides long. RefSeq names its product zinc finger protein 532 (gene znf532). The record is from RefSeq and is a predicted model, not a curated record. The transcript has 9 exons. NCBI's taxonomy places the organism in Eukaryota, Metazoa, Chordata, Actinopteri, Perciformes, Liparidae. The coding region runs from base 365 to 4285 and encodes 1306 amino acids.